Messenger RNA from Papaver somniferum (opium poppy), 669 nucleotides. Its product is annotated as calcium-dependent protein kinase 29-like. Gene Ontology annotation, cellular component: nucleus; cytoplasm. Gene Ontology annotation, biological process: peptidyl-serine phosphorylation; intracellular signal transduction; protein autophosphorylation. Gene Ontology annotation, molecular function: calcium/calmodulin-dependent protein kinase activity; calcium-dependent protein serine/threonine kinase activity; calmodulin binding. The transcript has a single exon. Lineage: Eukaryota; Viridiplantae; Streptophyta; Magnoliopsida; Ranunculales; Papaveraceae. The record is from RefSeq and is a predicted model, not a curated record. Bases 1 to 669 code for a protein of 222 amino acids.
AUGACUGCCGCUGGUGGCGGUGGUGGCGUAACAUUUCAUUAUGAAUUCCACAAAGAAUUAUCUAAGUGUGGUACAUGCGUCGGUGUUGUUUAUCUUUGCAAGGAUAAAGUUACCCAUAAGUACGUAGAAUGCAAGUUCAUUAAUAGAAUGAGUUCUGCAUAUAACCCUGAUUCCAUCAAGCGUGGGAUUCAGAUUAUGAUUGAGUUAACUGAAUGUUGUGGGUUUGAAAGAUUUUAUGUCGAUGACGAGCAUGUUGAUUUAAUAAUGGAGUAUUGUCCUGGUUCCGAUCUUUACAACCGAUUAAUGGAAAUUACAUGGUUCAUGGAGAGUAACGCUAAGAUUAUUUUCAAGCAGCUGAUGGGAGUAGUCGAGUCAUGUCAUGAUAUAGGUGUUGUGCAUCGAGAUAUCAAACUGGAAAAUAUUUUUUUGGUCACGGAAGAAAAUGAUCAAUGUCCAGAUAUUAGGUUAGGGGACUUUGGUCUUGCGACAUAUAUUAAACCGGGAGAAAAGCUGCAUAAGGCUUGUGGGAGUUUAUAUUGCAUAGCUCCUGAGAUGCUAGAUCGGAAUCCUGUUUACAACCAGGCAGUGGACGUGUGGAGUGCAGGUGUUGUUCUUUUUAUUUUCUUAGUGGAAGUCCGCCGUUUGAUGGAGAGACCGAUUCAUAUAUAA